CAACCCUAAUAAACCCCUCACCCCCGCGCCGCCGCCGCCUCCACUCUCCUACGCUUCCACCCCCCAUUCCCAUCCCCUCCACCCAGAUCGCCGCCGCCGCCUUCGCCUCGGACGGCCGUACGGCGCCGUCCACCGCGCACGUCUCCGGCGAUCUACAGGUGUAGAUCGCUUCCGGAGACAUCCAACCGCGGCCAUGGCGACCUUCGCGAAACCUGAGAACGCGCUCAAGAGAGCGGAGGAGUUGAUACAUGUUGGGCAGAAGCAGGCAGCGCUACAGGCGUUACAUGAUCUCAUCACUUCAAAAAGAUACAGGUCAUGGCAAAAGCCACUCGAAAGGAUUAUGAUGAAGUAUGUGGAGCUCUGUGUAGACCUGAGGAAGGGCAGGUUUGCGAAAGAUGGCCUUAUUCAGUACAGGAUUGUCUGCCAGCAAGUGAAUGUGUCAUCCUUGGAGGAGGUGAUAAAACACUUCAUGCAGCUUUCCAAUGAGAAAGCAGAGCAAGCAAGGAACCAGGCGCAAGCACUGGAAGAUGCCCUGGAUGUAGAAGAUCUGGAAGCAGACAAGCGGCCUGAGGAUUUGAUGCUCAGCUAUGUCAGCGGGGAGAAAGGGAAGGACCGAUCAGACAGAGAGCAUGUCACACCAUGGUUCAAGUUUCUCUGGGAAACAUACAGAACAGUUCUUGAGAUAUUGAGAAACAAUUCAAAGCUUGAAGCAUUAUAUGCUAUGACUGCUCACAAGGCUUUUCAAUUUUGUAAGCAGUAUAAGAGAACGACUGAAUUCCGUAGGUUGUGCGAGAUAAUAAGAAAUCAUCUUGCUAACUUGAACAAAUACCGUGACCAGCGAGAUCGUCCUGAUCUGACUGCCCCAGAAAGCUUACAGCUAUACCUGGACACUAGAGUUGAACAACUAAAAAUUGCUACAGAGCUCUCUCUCUGGCAGGAGGCCUUUAGGUCUGUGGAAGACAUCCAUGGCUUGAUGAGCAUGGUGAAGAAAACACCAAAACCAUCUGUCCUGGUUGUGUAUUAUGCCAAGUUGACUGAAAUAUUCUGGAUAUCUGAUUGCCACUUGUAUCAUGCAUAUGCAUGGCUUAAGCUAUUCUACUUGCAGAAAAGCUACAAUAAGAACUUGUCUCAGAAGGACCUUCAAUUAAUAGCUUCUUCUGUUUUGCUUGCUGCACUUGCCGUGUCACCAUAUGACCAUAAAUAUGGCGCAUCUCAUCUUGAGCUUGAAAAUGAGAAAGAUCGUAAUCUGCGGAUAGCUAAUCUCGUCAACUUCUCCCUUGACUCCAAGCGUGAGAAUAGAGAAGUGCCAUCAAGAGCAUCUCUUUUUUCUGAGCUGGCUGCCAAAGGUGUCAUUGCCUGUGCUUCACAAGAUGUCAAAGAUUUAUACAACCUUUUGGAACACGAUUUUCUUCCUCUGGAUCUCGUAUCCAAAGCACAGCCACUGCUAUCUAAGAUUUCAAAGAUUGGAGGGAAGCUUUCAUCAGCUCCCUUGGUUCCAGAAGUUUUUCUGUCACAGUACCUUCCUGCUUUGGAGAAGUUAACAACUUUAAGGGUGUUGCAACAGGCUUCCCAGAUAUUUCAGUCUGUGAAAAUUGAUAUGCUCUCAAGAAUGAUCCCAUUCUUUGACUUUUCUGUUGUUGAGAAGAUCUCUGUUGAUGCCGUGAAACACAAUUUUGUUGCUAUGAAAGUCAACCAUUUAUCAGGAGCUGUCCAUUUUGGGAAAAUGGACAUUGAAUCUGAUUGUCUCAGUAAUCACCUAAGUGUUUUGGCUGAUUCUCUAAAUAAAGCAAGGAGCCUUAUCCAUCCACCUGUGAAGAAGCCAUCCAAGCUUGGUGAAAACUUAACGAGUCUUGCUGCAGUAGUGGAGAAUGAGCACAAGCGUCUUCUUGCGAGGAAAUCAAUUAUUGAAAAACGCAAAGAAGAUCUUGAGCGCCAAAUAUUGGAAAAGGAAAAGGAAGAAGAAAAAAAGAGAUUGAGUGUUCUCAAGAAAUCUGCAGAAGAUGAAAGGAUAAGGCUUCUCAAUGAUGUAAAAUUGAGGGAACAGGAGAGGAUCCGUCGACAAUUGGUUGAAAAAGAAAAGAUAGAGGCAGAAGAACUGCUUCAGAAACAGAUAAAGGAGAUAGCAAAGAGAGGAGGAAAAAAACCUGUCCUUCAGGGGGAAGUUACUAAGGAGGCUGUGAUGGAAUUGGCUAUGAAUGAGCAGUUUAAGGAGCGCCAAGAGAUGGAGAAAAAACUACAGAAGACUGGUAAGCAAAUGGAUUACUUGGAGAGGGCAAAAAGGCAGGAAGAGGCACCUCUAAUUGAGCAAGCUUUUCAAAAACGCCUUGAAGUAGAGAAAAUCCUUCAUGAGCAAGAGCAGCUGAGAGAGAUUGAGCUCAGCAAGCAACACCAUGCAGGUGACCUGCAGGAGAAGAACAGACUUUCUCGAAUGUUGGAGCAUAAGAACAUUUUCCAGGAAAGAAUUGUCCAACGUCGUGAAGCUGAGUUUAGUCGUCUUAAGAAAGAGAGGGAUGAAAGGACUAGUCAAUUGAUAUCAUCAAGGAAGCGUGAAAGGGAUACAGUGCGGAAGUUAAUGUACUAUCUUAACUUAGAAGAGCAGCGCCUCCAAAGGCUCCGUGAGGAAGAGGAAGCUAGAAAACGUGAAGAGGAAGAGAGGAGAAAGAGGGAAGAGACUGAGAGGAAGGCUAAGCUGGAUGCAAUUGCAGCCAAGCAGCUGCAGAGAGAGAGGGAACUAGAAGAGAAGAAGGAAAAACAGAGAAUGGAAGCUCUCAUGGGAAGAGGAGCUGGAGCUGCUGAGCCUGCACGCACUCCUGAUGCUGCUCCGGUUGCACAGCCAGCUCAGCCGGUAGCUGCACCGGCUGCUGCUGCUGCCGCUGCUGCACCAGCUGCUGGUAAGUAUGUCCCGAAGUUUAAACGAGGUGGUGAUGGUGGCAGUAGUGCUGGCGGCCAGAGACCUGCUGUGGCACCUGAGCAAGACCGUUGGGGUUCACGGGAUGAUCGCCCACGUCCUGAUAUGCGUCCGCUCCGCCAAGAGGCACCCCCUGCUCGCGAUGCUGCUCCCCCAGCCCGCCAAGAUGGUCCUCCAGGCACAUGGCGACCUUCAAGAUACUCAAGUUCAUCAUCUUCCUCAACCUGGAGCAGCAGGCGCAACUGAAGCCGUCUGCUUUCAGAUGUGGACUGCUAGGGUGAGAUUUUUUGCUGUCCAGGGCCAUUGCUGAGAUAAGCCUGUGAAACAUGGUUGAAUGUUUGACUGUUUGCGCAUCAAAUGCUCGUAAAAUUUUGGAGUUAGGACCUGCUUCAGGGCAAUAGCACCUUUCCUAAGUUAUGUCAAAUGUUAUUUCGUUGUUGCAGUUACUCCAUUGCACACUGGAUUGCUACUCGUUAAGUUUGUCCAAACUUUGGCGCUGUUAGUAAUACUGGAAUAUUGCCCUUGUCUU
Oryza sativa Japonica Group (Japanese rice) is the source of this 3437-nucleotide messenger RNA. RefSeq names its product eukaryotic translation initiation factor 3 subunit A. Gene Ontology annotation, biological process: formation of cytoplasmic translation initiation complex; translation reinitiation. Lineage: Eukaryota; Viridiplantae; Streptophyta; Magnoliopsida; Poales; Poaceae. The record is from RefSeq and is a predicted model, not a curated record. Gene Ontology annotation, cellular component: eukaryotic translation initiation factor 3 complex, eIF3e; multi-eIF complex; eukaryotic translation initiation factor 3 complex, eIF3m. Gene Ontology annotation, molecular function: mRNA binding; translation initiation factor activity.